AUGGAAUCUCGUUACAUGGAUAAAGGCUCGAUCUCUGAUGGGCAAACACAUGAAGAUGAAGAUAACGAAUCUCAAACUUCGGAAGAAGAAGAUAAGGAACGAUUACCUCUGCGGGAUUAUCUAUCUCAUCACAGUAGCACUUGUCAUGAGCCUUGGGUGAUUGGUGGAGACUUUAACGUUAUCAAAACUCUAGAUGAAAAGCAGGGAGGAUCGAACGCACAUAUGACGGGGAUGCAAGAUUUUAAUGACUUUUUAGUUGAUGCUCGCUUAACAGAUGCAAGUUUCGUGGGUAAUAUCUUCACUUGGAGUAAUAAUCAACGGGGUCAAAAUCUCAUUUGGCAAAGAUUAGAUCGAAUUUUGUUGAACGCGGAGGCUUUCACUGCCAUUUCGGCCAGAGUGGAUCAUCUCCCAAGGCUGGAAUCUGACCACUGCCCAUUACUUCUCAACUUUGGCCAGCUGCAAACUAAGCCAUCUCGUUUCUACUUUCAAAAAAUGUGGACGGAGCACCACAAUUACCAAGAUUUCAUUGCCUCUUUUUGGCAACAGAUUAUUCCUGGCGGUCGUGCUAAUUUUGAGAGUAAGUUGGCCAACCUUCGCAAGGCUCUUAGAAAGUGGAAUUGGGAGUUAGAAUGGGAGAAUGCACUUUUGGCUAUCAAAGCUCGAGUUAAAUGGCUGGAGGAAGGAGAUCGAAACAACAAAUAUUUUCACGCCCGGAUCAAAGAGAGAAAGAAAAGGAAUCAGAUUACCCUCAAGCUCGACGAUGGUUCCUUCACGUCAGACUAUCAACUUAUAGGGGCGAAAGCAUUGGCCUAUUUUGAUGAUCUUUUUCAGGCUACUCCUUACCAUCUUGAUCAAGAUCUGUUCUCACAUGUGGAAGCUAAGGUUACUACAACAAUGAAUACUAAACUUUGCGAAAUCCCGGACGAAGAUGAAGUUUACAAGGCUAUUAAAGAUUUGUCACCGGAUAGUGCUCCUGGGCAAGAUGGUUUCACAGGUUACUUUUAUGUUCGAUGUUGGAGUAUAAUCAAGGAAGAUUUUAUGCUGCUAGUUAGUGUCUAUUUUCAAGGGGACUAUCUCUUGAAAUGCAUGUCCACUACUCUUCUCUUUCUUCUGCCGAAGGUUUCUAAUCCGGAAAACCUUACUCAAUUUCGGCCAAUCAGCUUGGGAAACUUUGCUAGCAAGGUUAUUUCCAGAAUUAUUGCUUUGCGAUUAAACGCAUUCCUACCUCGGAUAAUUUCGGAAGAACAAUCAGGGUUCUUGAAAGACAGGAGCAUCCAUGAAUCGAUUGCUAUAGCGCAAGAAUUGGUUUUGGAUAUUGAUCGAAAAGUUGAAGGUGGAAAUAUUAUAUUUAAAUUUGACAUGUCUAAGGCCUACGAUAGAUUGGAAUGGAGGUUUUUGCUUAAAGCCUUGCACCCCCUGGGAUUUUCACAUCCAGUGUGUGAUCUACUAUAUAGAUCAUUUUCCAAUAUUUGGUAUUCUAUAUUAAUUACUGGGGAAUCGUACGGUCAUUUCAAAUCUUCCAGAGGAGUUCGUCAAGGUGAUCCCCUUUCUCCACUUUUAUUUAUCAUCGCCCAAGAAAUUCUCACUCUCAAUAUUAAACGAUUGGAGGAUCAAGAACGCAGUAAAAAGUAUAAAGUCCGUCGAGGCUCACUUCACAUCUCCCAUCUUUUUUAUGCGGACGAUAUGCUUUUAUUCACCAAUGGCAGCAAAAAAUCGGUCACGAGAUUAAGGCACAUGCUAAAAAAAUACGAGGAUUCGUCUGGUCAGCUGAUUAAUUUGGAUAAGAGUGGAUUUUACACAUCUAAGAGGAUCCGACAUACUAAAAUUCAUCUCCUUAAAGAAUGGACUGGUUGCAUCCAUAACUCGUUGUCGUUGAAAUAUCUUGGGGUUCAACAUCGGCUGGCACGAUGGCAAUCGAAGUUAUUAUCGUUUGGUGGUAGAAUGACACUGGUACGUUCGGUUCUUUUUAGCCUGCCCACCCACACUCUUUCAUCAGCCGUGGUUCCCAAGAAAACCUUAGUCCGAAUGGAGAGGCUUUUUCGUAAAUUUUUAUGGGGUAAAUAUGAAGGAUAUGGGAUUAAUUGGAUCAAUUGGACGACUAUCUGUCAGCCGAAAGAUGAAGGUGGCCUUGGUUUUCGCUCAUUGCUAGACACUAAGAAGAUUAUGGCGGGUAAGUUGGCAUGGCGGGUCCUAGAAGGUAAAACUCUUUGGGCUCGGUUCGCCAGAGCAAAAUACGGGGAGGCUAAGGAACAGCCGCAACAAUUUACUCCUCAACUGCAGCCGGAGCAACAAACGAUCUUCGAUCUUAUUGAGCUGGAUGUGAGGGUUGAGGAUAGAUUAAUCUUCACAAAAUCGAUUUAUGGGAAUUUUAAUGUGGCUGACUAUUGGGAGUUGAUCCAUUCCAAAGCUUCUCCGAAUCCUUUGGCGAAAAAAAUUUGGCAUCCUAAAAUUCCAUAUAACAUAGGUGCAUUUUUCUGGAAACUGUCAUAUGGAGCGAUCCAGGUGGACUUGGUUCUUCGAAGGCGGGGCUGCAUGACUCCAUCCAAAUGUCGGUGUUGUGCUGCUCCCAAGCAAGAAAGUCUUUCUCAUUUAUUCAUUCAGUCGGAUAUUGCUCGUGGUGUUUGGAGUAACUACGCACGGAUUUGGCAGAAACCUUAUGUUUAUGGGUCUAUGAAGCAUCUAGUUCAAGUGUGGGUGGUUGAUGCUAAUAUUAAUACUCAAGACGGUUUUAUGGAGCUUGGUACUCUCAUGUUCGGUUGUUGGGAGAUCUGGAAAAAUUGGUGCAGGGCAAUCUUCGAGGAUACUCCGAUGAAUACGAUCACUAUUACUCGAAGUAUAUUCUCACAUCUUCGAGCUUUGAACGACGCUUUCUUGGGAAAACGCCCAAUGAAACUGAUGGGUCGCCUCAUAAUCCAACAAUUAAAUUUGGAGGUUAAGUCACCUUCAUUGACUAGGGGCAGCUGGAUAAAGUGGAACCCUCCAAAUCCACUUCAAGUCAAGGUCAACGUGGACGGCUCAAGAAAAGGGGAUGAAUGUUCCGGUGGUGGGUUAAUUCGGACUCACGAUGGAUCUUUUAUUCGAGGAUUUUCUAAUUUUUACGGUCAAGGUACUCACAUUCUUGCAGAAGCCCAGACAAUUCUCGAUGGGUUGCGAAUUUGUCAUGAGAUGGGUUUUACACAAGUUAAAGUGGAGUCAGAUUCCAAAUUAGUUAUCGACAUGAUUUAUCAUAAAGUCGUAGUUGCAUUAGAAGACUUCUCAAGGAUGAUUGGCAGAUGA
This is a messenger RNA of Erythranthe guttata (spotted monkey flower), 3276 nucleotides long. RefSeq lists its product as uncharacterized. Lineage: Eukaryota; Viridiplantae; Streptophyta; Magnoliopsida; Lamiales; Phrymaceae. The record is from RefSeq and is a predicted model, not a curated record.